Molecule: messenger RNA, 1106 nt
Organism: Metopolophium dirhodum (rose-grain aphid)
Lineage: Eukaryota; Metazoa; Arthropoda; Insecta; Hemiptera; Aphididae
Exons: 5
Coding region: 102-827 (241 amino acids)
Source: RefSeq, a predicted model, not a curated record
GGCUGAGUAAAUUUUUUUCGGUAUCAAAAUAUCAAAUUAUGAUUAUUAUGCUUUAAAAAUUUAAACAAUUUGUAUAGUUUUAAAAAUAUUUCCAACAAAUUAUGUGUUCUCGGAAACAAUGCAUUGCUGAUCAUGACGUAUCGUCCCACACCAAUGAAGACAUAAAUUCUAAUUCUACUUUAGUUCAGAAGUUUCGCCAAAACAGUAAAACGUCAGUUCGUUUGACUUAUUUUGAUGGAUCGAGCUACGUAAAAAAACAUAAAGCUCGUCAAACAAAACAAGCCAGUAAGAAAUCGUUCGUUGGGAGUUCUGAUACAAACAUCCGAAAUACUAUUACUAAAUGUAAAACGUGCUGUGACAAUGCGGACCAGAAAUCUAGUGGAAGUGGUUCUAAGUCGGCGGCUGACAUGUCAGACACUCUGCCGGCUGACGUGUGUGUGCGGAUGGUGGGCGGACGAGUACGUGAAAUAUUAGACUUAUUGGCCCGGUCGGACAACGACAUGGGGUGUGCGGACGCCUAUUGGUUGCAGAAGCUGUUUAAGUCAGUAAUCCGAGCACUUGAUGACUUACGGAGUGCUUGCUGUAGACCACGUCAGAUAACCAAAUUGCGAAAUUCUUGCAAAAAUACCGCCCGGCUCUCCGGCGCCGGUUCCAGGCCGUCCAUGUCAUCGAGUGAACUUAGUGUGCUGUGCAAAUAUCCACACAAUGUUUGUAAUCAAUGCGGUUGUUCGGUCAAUAUUAACCUGCAGAAAUUGAUAAAAGCAGCCGCCAAUUUUGGAUGCUUGUAUGGUUACGCGGUCAACUCGGACAAAGUGAAUAGACGUUAAAAGUACAUACUAUUUAAUAUUAUAUAAUAUUUAUGUGCUCACCCAGAGUUGAAAACACUCAGUAAAUACUACCUGGAACUACAGAUUUAGAAAGUCCUAUGGGAAAACUGUGUUUGUGUUUACGUACCUAUUAUAAGUCCAUCUCGUGUUUAAUAAUAAAUCUUCACUUACAAUUUCUAUAACAGUUUUCUGCGAACAUGACGUAUUUAGGAACAUAGAAAAACAUAACGAUGACAUUUGAAGAUUUUACACUUUCACCGUAUUGUACUGCAAUACCUA